Drosophila navojoa is the source of this 421-nucleotide messenger RNA. RefSeq names its product sarcocystatin-A. Lineage: Eukaryota; Metazoa; Arthropoda; Insecta; Diptera; Drosophilidae. The record is from RefSeq and is a predicted model, not a curated record. Gene Ontology annotation, molecular function: cysteine-type endopeptidase inhibitor activity.
UGCCUUGCAUAGGUCGGCGGGAAUUUCGAAACAAGAUAAGAAAUUAAAAUGCUCUCUAUGAAAAUAAUUUUUGUUCUCAGCUUGGCCGUGACAAUUGUUUCAGCUGGCAUUGGCGGCGGCAUAAAGGAGCUCUCUGGUGAUGAUCUGAAGGAAGCCGAACAAAUCCUAAAUGAUUCGCUGGCCAAAUUGGCAAGCGGCGAUGGACCCAACUACAAACUGGGUAAAAUCAUCAAGGCCACUCGUCAAGUUGUUUCGGGCAGUAAAUACAUCUACGAUGUGGAACUGAUUGAGGGCAACAAUACGAAGGUGUGCAACGUGAAGAUCUGGUCCCAGCCCUGGCUCGAGAAUGGAAUCGAGGUCACUUUCAACUGCCCCGACGGACAAGUGGUCAAGAAGCACGGCAUCUAAGUUGAUUGCCUCU